This is a messenger RNA of Aspergillus homomorphus CBS 101889, 789 nucleotides long. RefSeq names its product oxidoreductase tpcG (gene tpcG). The transcript has a single exon. Lineage: Eukaryota; Fungi; Ascomycota; Eurotiomycetes; Eurotiales; Aspergillaceae. The record is from RefSeq and is a predicted model, not a curated record. Bases 1 to 789 code for a protein of 262 amino acids.
AUGGCCUACGCGGUGCUCGGCGCGACUGGGAACUGCGGCACGGCGUUGAUCCAAACCCUACUCGGCACCAGCAGCACCAACCAGGUGCACGCCUACUGUCGCAACAAGCCCAAGCUGCAGCAGCAGCUGCCCGAACUUGUCGCCGACCCGCGCGUCACCAUCUUUGAGGGUAGCAUCCAUGAGGUUGCACUCAUGACGGCGUGCAUCCGCGGGUGCCACGCCGUCUUCCUGGCUGUGUCGACCAACGACAACGUGCCCCAGUGCCGCAUGGGAACCGAGGCGGCCACCACCGUCCUCCAGGCAUUGCGCAUCCUGCACACGGAGCAGGCGGCCCUACCCAAACUGGUGCUCCUCUCGUCGGCGACGCUGGACGACCAGCUCAGCCAGAACACGGCGCCAUGGGUGCGCUGGAUCCUGCUGCGGUCGGCCUCGCACGUCUACGCGGACCUGCGGCGCGUGGAGACGCUGCUACGGGCGCAGCAGGACUGGGGGGUGACCACCAUCUUCAUCAAACCGGGCGGGCUGUCGGUGGACGAGGUGCGGCGCGGCCACCGGCUGAGCCUGACCGAGGAAAAAAGCCCGCUGUCGUAUCUGGACCUCGCUGCGGCGAUGAUUGAGGCGGCGGAUGAGCCGGACGGCCGCUAUGACAUGCGCAACGUGGGGGUCGCCUACGCCGAGGGGGGGCCCGCGCGCUUCCCCCGCGGCGCCCCCCUGUGCAUCUCCAUGGGGCUCGUGCGCCAUUACUUGCCGUUCCUCCAUCCCUAUCUUCCCGCCACGGGACCUAUUUAG